ACAACUUCUACUAUAUUACUACAAAAUAUAAAAAUACUUUCCUAUUUUAUUUAAUAAUUUUGUGAGUAACAUCUUUCUAAAAUAAAAAUGACAAGUUCAUUAGAGGAAAUUCGCAAAGCUCAAAGAGCAGAUGGGCCAGCAACAAUCUUGGCAAUUGGUACUGCAACACCACCUAAUUGUGUUUAUCAAUCCGAUUUCCCGGAUUAUUAUUUUCGGGUUACCAAGAGCGAGCAUAUGACUGAGCUGAAGGAAAAGUUUAAGCGCAUGUGUGACAAGUCCAUGAUUAAAAAACGUUACAUGCACUUGACAGAAGGAUUCCUCAAGGAAAAUCCUAACAUGGUUACUUACAUGGGAUCUUCCUUGGAUACUCGCCAAGACAUUGUGGUAUCUGAGGUUCCUAGGCUCGGCAAAGAGGCGGCAGUCAAGGCCAUCAAGGAAUGGGGUCAGCCUAAGUCUAAGAUCACCCAUGUCAUAAUGUGCACCACCUCUGGUGUUGACAUGCCUGGGGCCGACUAUCAACUCACUAAACUUCUUGGCCUACGUCCCUCUGUUCGUCGCUUUAUGCUCUACCAACAAGGUUGCUUUGCGGGCGGAACUGUCCUCCGCCUCGCAAAGGACUUAGCCGAGAACAACCGUGGAGCUCGCGUCUUGGUGGUUUGUUCUGAGAUUACCGCGAUUUGUUUCCGUGGGCCCACUGAGACCCACUUGGACUCCAUGGUGGGCCAGGCCCUAUUUGGGGAUGGGGCCGGAGCAUUGAUCGUUGGUGCUGAUCCAGAUGAGUCCAUUGAAAGGCCUUUAUUUAAAAUGGUUUGGGCCGCCCAAACUAUAUUACCGGACUCCGAGGGUGCAAUCGACGGGCACUUGCGAGAAGUGGGCCUGACUUUUCACUUACUAAAAGAUGUUCCUGGGCUUAUUUCUAAGAACAUUAACAAGGCCCUUGAGGAGGCCUUUACCCCUCUUGGGAUUAGUGAUUGGAACUCCCUCUUUUGGAUUGCGCACCCUGGUGGGCCUGCAAUAUUGGACCAGGUUGAGGCCAAAUUGGGCCUCAAAGAAGAGAAGCUCACCGCAACCCGUAAUGUGCUAAGUGAAUUUGGUAACAUGUCUAGUGCUUGUGUACUCUUUAUCCUGGAUGAGAUGAGGAAGAAGUCUAUGAAGGAAGGGAAGGCAACCACCGGCGAUGGGCUCGAUUGGGGUGUUUUAUUCGGGUUCGGGCCUGGACUUACUGUCGAGACGGUUGUGCUCCACAGUGUUCCUUUGAACUGUUAAUUUAUUUGGUGUGUGGAGGAGCCAAGAAAAAUAUGUAAGAAAGAAAAUUUGUUGUGGAGCAAGAGUUGAGGUGAAGUUCAUUACAUUAUUAGUUUCAACUUGGAGCAAAAUAUUAGUUCCUUAUAUUAUUUCUACAAAUAGAAUGUAAUAACUAUUGUCGUUUUAUGUUGUUUCCCAUAGCUUUGUACUCCAUAUAUAAGACCUAAAACGUAAGAAAAAUUUGUUAAAUUCUAUUGUUUUUUUUUUUAUAAAAAAAACAAGAAAAAAUUUAUUUUGAUUAUUGAUUUUAUAUUUUUAUGUGAAUGUAAUGAAAACUAUAUCAACCUUAUGAUAAAUGGGAUUUCAAUGCA
Messenger RNA from Chenopodium quinoa (quinoa), 1616 nucleotides. RefSeq names its product chalcone synthase-like. The transcript is spliced from 2 exons. Gene Ontology annotation, molecular function: acyltransferase activity, transferring groups other than amino-acyl groups. Bases 88 to 1266 code for a protein of 392 amino acids. Gene Ontology annotation, biological process: polyketide biosynthetic process. The record is from RefSeq and is a predicted model, not a curated record. NCBI's taxonomy places the organism in Eukaryota, Viridiplantae, Streptophyta, Magnoliopsida, Caryophyllales, Amaranthaceae.